Molecule: messenger RNA, 639 nt
Organism: Colletotrichum gloeosporioides
Lineage: Eukaryota; Fungi; Ascomycota; Sordariomycetes; Glomerellales; Glomerellaceae
Exons: 2
Coding region: 1-639 (212 amino acids)
Source: RefSeq, a predicted model, not a curated record
AUGACGGAGCUGACCGAUAUUCACGCUGAGGAAUUGAUUCGCAGACUUUGGCACCAGCCAACAAUUAAUUCUUAUGGUCAAUACGGAAUUCUUGUCAAGAAUCCAAGCCACUUCUCCGCCGCUUAUACGGACUACUAUCAGCGUCAGUGGAUCACUAUGGCAGGCCAAAAUGGCAUUCAUGUGUGGUUCAAAACUCCACAAGAUCUGAACGCAUUCAUUUCGCACAUAUCUGCCGCAGAGUCUCUGGCCAAGGAAGAUCUGUCAUCAUACCUCGAAGAGAAUUGGGGCACAUCGCUGGACAGCGAGCAUGGGGGCCAUACCCUGAAUCUUGCUCUCAGCUUACUGCUCAUGGUCAAAUUUGGACCGACAAUUGGGGAGGUACAGCCGCACAUCUUCUUGCAGUGGACAUCCGGCUGCCUCAAAGAGUGUCUCCGUCGGCAUUUCAAUGCAGACCCAAUUCUUGACACCCAUGAAAUUCGACUUUCCCAGAACUUCAACGCUUGGUCUUUGAAAACUAUUGGGGCAAUCGAAAUAGGCUUUACCGAUAAUCUCGAUGACCAUUUGUUUGAUGCGGACGAGAACGAAGAGGACGACGAGGAUGACAACGAAAACAAUUGUCAACAGCAAGAACAAAGAUAA